Messenger RNA from Sinocyclocheilus anshuiensis, 2097 nucleotides. Its product is annotated as splicing factor U2AF 65 kDa subunit-like. The coding region runs from base 435 to 1883 and encodes 482 amino acids. NCBI's taxonomy places the organism in Eukaryota, Metazoa, Chordata, Actinopteri, Cypriniformes, Cyprinidae. Gene Ontology annotation, cellular component: nucleus. Gene Ontology annotation, molecular function: RNA binding. Gene Ontology annotation, biological process: mRNA processing; female sex differentiation. The transcript is spliced from 11 exons. The record is from RefSeq and is a predicted model, not a curated record.
GAGUGGCCACUGACCUUAGUGGGCGCGCUCUCGCGGCCUUGGCGUUUCACAGAGAUUUUGUGGAAAAUAGAGGCUGUAUUUAACGUAUUUCUGUAGUUUUGGGGAAUGCACGGGCUCUUCCAAGAGCAGAGCAGUCGUUUAUUCCAGUACAUCAUCCGGUGCAUGUGUGUUUACUCUCGCUCUCUUUGAAAGCACGUUUUCCUCAUGCUAGUCUUUGUAUGCACUGAGCGCUUCUGGAAGACAUCAGCGCGACUCAUUAAACUGCGCUUUGCUUUCUCAGGGUCGCAUUUUUUCCCUUACAAAAACUAGUUUCUUAAUUGCUUCACGCUUGGUGUGAACUUUAUUUUUUGUUUGUGAGAUAAUCGCAGCCACUGAAUAGCUAGCUGCUAGCUAGCCCGCCUCACUCUCAGUCGGCGUGUUGGAGCUGCUGGAAAAUGUCAGAUUUUGACGAGUUUGAGAGACAGCUGACCGAAAACAAGCAAGCAGACAGAGACAAGGAGAACAAGCACCACCGGCGCAGUGGCUCAAGAAGUCGCAGCAGAGACCAGGACAGAAAAAGGAGGAGCCGGGACCAGGACAGAGAAAGGAGAGGCAGCAGCCGAGAUCGUCAUGGAGACAGCAAGGACCACAGACACAGACGCAGUCGCUCUCCACACCGUGAGAAGAAAAAGAUUAAAGUGAAAAAAUAUUGGGAUGUUCCUCCUCCUGGAUUUGAACACAUCACACCCAUGCAGUACAAAGCCAUGCAGGCUGCUGGUCAGAUCCCGGCCACUGCUCUGCUGCCCACAAUGACCCCUGAGGGUCUGGCUGUGACUCCAACACCUGUUCCUGUCGUGGGCAGUCAGAUGACUCGACAGGCCCGAAGGCUUUAUGUCGGCAACAUCCCAUUUGGCAUCACAGAGGAGUCUAUGAUGGACUUCUUCAAUGCUCAGAUGCGUUUAGGUGGCCUGACUCAGGCCCCAGGUAACCCAGUCCUUGCUGUUCAGAUCAACCAGGACAAGAACUUUGCCUUUUUGGAGUUCCGUUCGGUUGAUGAGACAACACAGGCCAUGGCAUUUGAUGGCAUAAUUUUCCAGGGACAGAGUUUAAAGAUUCGCCGACCACACGAUUACCAGCCUCUGCCAGGCAUGAGUGAGAAUCCCAGUGUCUAUGUCCCAGGCACGUCUCUCUUUUGCUCCCCCAAUUCUUGUGUUGUCUCCACGGUGGUGCCUGAUUCGGCCAAUAAACUCUUCAUUGGCGGUCUGCCAAAUUACCUCAACGAUGACCAGGUCAAGGAAUUGCUGACGUCGUUUGGCCCUCUGAAGGCCUUUAAUUUGGUGAAAGACAGUGCAACAGGCCUCUCUAAGGGCUAUGCCUUCUGUGAAUAUGUUGACGUCAAUAUCAGUGACCAGCACACUUUAAUAUCACAGGCCAUCGCUGGACUAAACGGGAUGCAGCUGGGUGACAAGAAACUCUUGGUCCAGAGAGCAAGCGUCGGCUCCAAGAACACCACACUGACGGGUAUAAACCAAACUCCAGUUACCCUUCAAGUCCCAGGUCUCGUAAACAGCUCGGUGACUCAAAUGGGCGGCAUUCCCACAGAAGUAUUGUGUCUGAUGAACAUGGUGGCUCCAGAGGAGCUGCUGGAUGAUGAAGAGUAUGAGGAGAUCGUGGAAGACGUCAAGGAUGAGUGCUCCAAAUAUGGCCAGGUCAAAAGCAUAGAGAUCCCGCGUCCUGUCGACGGCGUGGAAGUUCCUGGCACUGGAAAGAUCUUCGUGGAGUUUAUGUCAGUGUUUGACUCCCAGAAGGCAAUGCAAGGCUUAACAGGAAGGAAAUUUGCCAACAGAGUGGUGGUGACUAAAUACUGCGACCCUGAUGCAUACCACCGCCGUGACUUCUGGUAGAGAUGGGACAGAAUCAAGAGUGAGAGAGACUCAGAGAGAUGCAGAUGGUGUGAUUUCAAUCUCUCGGAAGCCCCUUAUUUUGUAGAUUUAUGAGGUCAGAGGGUGUGAGCUUUUUUAAAAUCUGGCAGACUAAAAACAUAACUUGUGUUUGGUCAGAAUGUAGCGAACCAAUCAUUUGUCAUGUUUUUUUUUUUGUUGUUGUUUUUUAUGGCAA